AUGAAAUCCAUAUCAGCAAUCCUGUCUCUUCCCACCAGUCUCUCUCUUCUAGCCUUCUCAUCCGCAUUCCCAACCUCCGAACCGUCACAACAACCCCUCCCGCUACUGAUCUGGCACGGUUUGGGUGACCGCUACAACGCAGACGGCCUCCAAUCCGUGGGCAAACUUGCUGCUUCCGUAAAUCCAGGAACCCAUACCUAUUUCAUCCGAAUCGACGACGAAGGCGACGAAGACUCCAAAGCCACCUUCUUUGGCAACGUCACAGAGCACUUGGACAAAGUCUGCAAGGACAUAGAAGAGAACAGGGACCUGCCGUUUAGCCACGAUGGAAGAAAGAGAGUCGAUGCUUUAGGUUUCUCGCAAGGCGGACAAUUUCUUCGGGGACUGAUUGAGACAUGCCCAAUUGUGUCGGUGCGGAGUUUGGUCACAUUUGGAUCGCAGCACAACGGGAUUGCAGAUAUCAAAGCUUGCGGGACUUGGGACUUACUCUGCAAAGGCGCCGUGGCAUUGAUGAAAGGCAAUGCCUGGUCGGACUACGUGCAGGGGCAUGUUGUGCCUGCUCAGUAUUUCAGAACGGUGAACGAGACGACCGGAGAGCCCAGUGAGGAUUACCUUGAACAUAGCAACUUUCUCGCCGAUAUCAACAAUGAGAGAAGACAGAAGAAUGAGGCGUAUAAGCAGAGACUGAUGGAGAUUGAGAAAUUCGUCAUGUUUGUGUUUGAAGAAGAUACGACCGUCAUUCCGAAAGAGUCAGGCUGGUUCGCUGAGGUGAAUGCUACGAGCGGGAAGGUCACGCCUCUCGCGGAGAGGAGUAUCUACAAAGAUGAUUGGCUUGGAUUGAAGAAGCUAGAUGAGAAUGGCGCAUUGGUGUUCAAGACAACACCCGGAGAUCACAUGCAGCUGGACGACGAUGUGCUCGUGCAGACCUUCAAGGUCUAUUUUGGAGUUGACGAGCCGACGAGAUUUCGAGGCCUGGGCGUGGGAGACGGCUGGUUUGACUUUAGCCACGAGAGCAUGUGGCCAGAGAACGCAAAGGUAUGGGAUCGGGUCACAGAAUGGGCGAAGCCGAUCAAGGAGUAUUUGUAGAGUGCCAAUGGAAAUGCAUUCCUGCUUU
Molecule: messenger RNA, 1114 nt
Organism: Pseudocercospora fijiensis CIRAD86
Lineage: Eukaryota; Fungi; Ascomycota; Dothideomycetes; Mycosphaerellales; Mycosphaerellaceae
Exons: 1
Coding region: 1-1086 (361 amino acids)
Cellular component (GO): lysosome
Molecular function (GO): thiolester hydrolase activity; palmitoyl hydrolase activity
Source: RefSeq, a predicted model, not a curated record